Pipistrellus kuhlii (Kuhl's pipistrelle) is the source of this 645-nucleotide messenger RNA. RefSeq names its product family with sequence similarity 163 member B (gene FAM163B). Lineage: Eukaryota; Metazoa; Chordata; Mammalia; Chiroptera; Vespertilionidae. The record is from RefSeq and is a predicted model, not a curated record. The transcript is spliced from 3 exons. Bases 138 to 608 code for a protein of 156 amino acids.
AGGAGCCGCCGCUCCUCGCCGCUCGCAGCCCGGGCUCCCGGCUGGGACCGAGCCCGGCCGCCCGGUCAGGGGCACCCGAGUCCUCCGGGGGCAGCGCCGUUCCCAUGGUGUGAGGCGGUGGAUGGAGAGGGGCGCGGAUGACAGCCGGCACCGUGGUCAUCACCGGGGGCAUCUUGGCGACUGUGAUUCUGCUGUGCAUCAUCGCCGUGCUGUGCUACUGCCGGCUGCAGUACUACUGCUGCAAGAAGGGGGCCUCUGAGGAGGACGAGGAGGAGCCCGACUUCGACCCGCACCCGGGCCUGCCGCCGCUGCACUCCAACCGCCACCUGGUGCUGACCAACGGGCCCGGCGCCUUCGGGCAGCCGUCCCCGCGGGCCCGCGCCCUCCGCCCCGGCUGCUCCCGCUGCGAGCCGCCCGCCGUGCUCCUGCAGGAGCCCCAGGACCAGGGCGUGCGCAACGGCGGCGAGCGCGUGGCCUACCGGGCCAUCAGCCAGGAGGACGUGGAGGGGCCCCCCGCCUUCGGGGGCCUGCAGCCUCUCAACCCCAACCGCCUCUCCGCCAUGCGGGAGGCCUUCGCCCGGAGCCGCAGCAUCAGCACCGACGUCUGAGCGCCUGUCCCUCCGCCCCCCACCGCUCCUCGCCCCC